UGCGAAGCUUGUCUUGUCCAGCAUGUUGUUCACUGGAGCUGCUUUUCUGCUUUUGAAUGCUGCGGCAUCUGUCGCUGCCCACGCGCAGCGACCUAACCACGCAAUUGCGCCCCACCACCCGUGGAAGCAAUUGCCUUCUUCUCCGGCUAGAAACCAGACUUGCGUCGUUGAAGCUUCUGGUGAUGGCAGCGAUGAUUCUGACAGCGCCUUGAGCGCUAUCAAUAAGUGCAACAACGGUGGUACCGUCGUCUUUUCUGCCGACACGAACUACACCAUUGGCACCGCGCUGGACCUUACCUUCUUGAAGCACAUCGACAUUGUCAUCGAGGGCACUGUCCAGUUCUCAAACGACACGGAUUACUGGCGGGCGCAUUCGUUCAACCAGACCUUCCAGAACUCGACGACCUUCUUCCAGCUGGGAGGCGAGGACGUCAACGUCUACGGCGGUGGUACCAUCGACGGCAAUGGCCAAGUGUGGUACGACUUGUAUGCCGAGGACAUCUACAUCCUGCGGCCCAUCUUGUUCGGCACCAUUGGCCUGAAGGGAGGCUCCAUUUCCGACCUCAAGCUCCGCUACAGCCCGCAGUGGUACAACCUCGUCGUCAACAGCUCCGAUGUCGUCUUCACCAACAUCGACAUUGCUGGUGACAGCAAUAACGACAACCCCGCCAAGAACACUGAUGGCUGGGAUACAUACCGCAGCGACAACAUCAUCAUCCAGAACAGCCACAUCGACAACGGCGACGACUGCGUCUCGUUCAAGCCCAACAGCACGAACAUCGUUGUCCAGAACCUCUGGUGCAACGGCAGCCACGGUAUCAGUGUCGGCUCCCUGGGCCAGUACGUCGGUGAGACGGACAUUGUCGAGGACGUCUAUGUCUACAACGUCAGCAUGAGCAACGCCUCGGACGGUGCGCGCAUCAAGGUCUGGCCUGGCAUCAGCUCUGCCCUGUCCGGCGACCUGCAGGGUGGCGGAGGCCUGGGACGCGUCAACAACAUCACCUACGACACAAUGGUGCUCGACAACGUUGACUACGCUGUCGAGAUCACGCAGUGCUACGGCCAGAAGAACCUGACGCUGUGCAACGAGCACCCGUCCAACAUGACCAUCUCCAACAUCCUGGUCAAGAACUUCAGCGGUCAAACUAGCGACAAGCACGAUCCCCUGGUGGGAACCCUUGUCUGCUCUAGCCCAGAUGUUUGCAGCAACAUUACCUUGACGGAUAUCGAGGUCACCAGCCCUUCUGGAAAGGCUGAGUAUGAAUGUACCAACGUCGACGAGUCGACUCUGGAUAUCGAAUGC
Aplosporella prunicola CBS 121167 is the source of this 1303-nucleotide messenger RNA. Its product is annotated as glycoside hydrolase family 28 protein. The annotation marks the transcript as partial. Gene Ontology annotation, molecular function: polygalacturonase activity. Lineage: Eukaryota; Fungi; Ascomycota; Dothideomycetes; Botryosphaeriales; Aplosporellaceae. The record is from RefSeq and is a predicted model, not a curated record. The transcript is spliced from 3 exons. Gene Ontology annotation, biological process: carbohydrate metabolic process.